Messenger RNA from Loa loa (African eye worm), 540 nucleotides. RefSeq lists its product as hypothetical. The transcript has 4 exons. The record is from RefSeq and is a predicted model, not a curated record. Bases 1 to 540 code for a protein of 179 amino acids. NCBI's taxonomy places the organism in Eukaryota, Metazoa, Nematoda, Chromadorea, Rhabditida, Onchocercidae.
AUGCAGUCCGCUGCUACAACAACAUUCAUUCUUAUUGGUAUAAUUAAACAGGAUUUUGGCAUUUUUGUUGAUAUUCACAAAUGGCAAUUUCAUUUAUCAAUAAAUUUAUCAACAUAUCAGAUCAAUGAUUGGGAAUGUUUAGAACGAGUUAAAAGAUGCUUUUUAAAUGCGCAAUUAAGCAAACCAUUUAUGCCAUCAAUGCUUACUGUUAGCACCAAUAAUAUCGAUAUUUAUGUUGGAUUGAAUUGUACGGUACAACAAACAUUCCUAGAUAGAAUGUAUCAAAUUGAAAUUUUAGCCUAUAAUUGUUCUAAAAGAAGAUUAAAACGAUCCAUCAAAUCAAAUUUAAUUGAAACAUAUCAAAAUUAUGAACCUAUAGGUGGCUUUGAAAUUAAUGCAACACGUAAAAUUGUCUAUUUUAUUGCCAUCCUGGUCAUCACAGGAUAUUUGAUCACUCUCUAUUUAAUAUUUUGCAUAAUAUUAGCACGACAUGCAAAUUCGCUUUCAUCAUUUCAAUGCGGUAUGUGUUGCAAGGAUUAG